Molecule: messenger RNA, 1581 nt
Organism: Pelmatolapia mariae (spotted tilapia)
Lineage: Eukaryota; Metazoa; Chordata; Actinopteri; Cichliformes; Cichlidae
Gene: bco1l
Product: beta-carotene oxygenase 1, like
Exons: 11
Coding region: 1-1581 (526 amino acids)
Biological process (GO): carotene catabolic process; retinal metabolic process
Molecular function (GO): carotenoid dioxygenase activity; beta-carotene 15,15'-dioxygenase activity
Source: RefSeq, a predicted model, not a curated record
AUGCAGUCAAUUAUUUCAAGAAAUGGAUGUGAAACUCCAGAGCCAGUGAAAGCCGAAAUUAAAGGAUCUGUCCCUUCCUGGCUGCAGGGCACCCUGCUGAGGAACGGGCCUGGGCUUUUCUCUGUAGGUAACUCUGAGUACAACCACUGGUUUGAUGGCUUGUCGCUCAUCCACAGCUUCACCUUCAGCAAUGGUGAGGUGACUUACAGAAGUAAGUUUCUGAAGAGCGACACCUAUAAGAGAAACAUCAAGGCAGACAAGAUUGUUGUCUCUGAGUUUGGCACCAUGAUCUACCCCGAUCCUUGCAAAAACAUCUUCUCCAGGGCAUUCACACACCUCCAGAACGUCAUUCCUGACUUUACUGACAACAACUUGAUCAACAUAAUUCGUUAUGGUCAGGACUACUACGCUUCCUCCGAGGUCAACUACAUAAAUCAGAUUGAUCCUAACACCCUGGAAACUAUCGGCAGGAUAAACUACAGGAACCACAUUGCCUUGAACCUAGCAACGGCUCAUCCACACUACGAUGAGGAGGGCAAUACGUACAAUAUGGGGACUGCUAUUAUUGGUUUUGGCCAGCCAAAAUAUAUGAUCUUCAAAGUCCCAGCUGAUGCCUCAGAUAAAAAUCACAAAAAGUCGGCGCUGAGGAAAGUGCAGCAGAUCUGUUCAGUCCCUUUCCGCUCCUCACUUUUUCCAAGCUACUUCCACAGCUUUGGCAUGACUGAGAACUACAUUGUGUUCGUGGAGCAACCUUUCAAACUGGAUAUUGUCAAACUUGCCACUGCCUACUUCAGGGGGGUCAACUGGGGAGGCUGCCUCAAAUUUGAUCAGGAUGAUAUUACUUUUUUUCAUAUCAUCAAUAGAAAAACAGGAAAGGAAAUCUCCACACGUUUUCAUGCCGAUGCCCUGGUGGUUUUUCACCAUAUCAAUGCCUAUGAGGAUGACGGCCAUGUGGUGUUUGACCUGAUCAGCUACAAGGACAGCAACCUGUACAACAUGUUCUACCUGGAGAACAUCAAAAAAGAGACUAGUAACUUCAUCCAGAGCCAUAAGAGUUUCUCCCCACCAUCCUGCCAAAGAUUUGUUAUUCCGCUCAACAUCAACAAGGAGUCUCCCAGGGGAUCUAAUCUGGUGACUCUGACUGACACAACGGCUCAGGCAAUUUUGCAGGAGGACGGAUCAAUCUAUUGUCAGCCAGACACCCUUUUUAUAGGUUUGGAGCUGCCUGGGAUCAACUACAAAUUCAACACUAAAAAGUACAGAUAUUUCUAUGGCUCCAGGCUAGAGUGGUCUCCUCAUCCCAACAAGAUCGCCAAGUUUGACAUCGUUGAAAGGAAACACGUUGAAUGGGUGCAGAAAAACUGCUAUCCUUCAGAGCCAGUGUUCGUCGCAUCUCCCGGAGCUGUGGAGGAAGAUGAUGGAGUCAUCCUGUCAUCCGUUGUUUCUGCGGAUCCCAGCAUUUCUCCCUUCAUGCUCGUGCUCGAUGCCAAAACGUUUGAGGAGAUCGCCCGAGCCUCCAUCCCCACCACUGUCCACAUGGACCUCCACGGACUUUUCAUUCCUGCUGCUGAUUCAUCAUAG